Molecule: messenger RNA, 3214 nt
Organism: Caenorhabditis auriculariae
Lineage: Eukaryota; Metazoa; Nematoda; Chromadorea; Rhabditida; Rhabditidae
Source: the annotation of a GenBank genome assembly
AUGCGUCCAGGAACACAUGGUAAGUUGCUCGAACGUUUGAUCGGAUUCCGAUUCUCACAGCUGACCAUCGGAGCACAUGUCGACGAAAAAACUUGUCCAGAAGACUGCGAAGACAUUUCUUUCUCUUCCAUCGUUUUUGGUGGAAAACUCGUGAGUCUUAGAAGUUGCCAAAGUAAUUACAUUUUGGAGAAACAAGAGAGCUUGAAAAUAACUCCCACAGUUUUUUCCCCCAUUCUACUUUCACAUUGAGGUUCAUUCGGAAAUACUAUCUCUGCUGCCGAGCGACUGGGAAGAGACCAAGGAGAAGCGACUUGCCAAGUACCAGGUGAUUCCCUGAAAAAUAUUGGGGAUCUUAGUUUCCUUAGAAAGCCCUCGAAGUGAUUCCGAACGACAGGAUUCCCGUCGUGAGAAACGUGCAACAACUGGCCUUGGAACUGCAGGAAUUCGUCUCCGAAGCCACUCAAGUCAGAAUUAUCAAAGUCAAUCUUUACUCUAAAAAUUCAGAUUUUCGACCAGAAGGGAGAUGCUCCUUCGUCGACAGUUGCCUGCAUGGCGCCUAAUGGACGAUCAUUCGAAGCCUUUCUCAAUCAAAUAAAUGCUCAGGAGUCUUUUUGGGAACGAAUUACGGCGUAAUUACACUUAUUUAUUAUCUUUAAUUGCUUGGUCCAAUUUUUUUUUUUCGUACGUCAACGCAUUCUCUUCAUUUGUUUGUGUACGAACAGAGUGAGGAAAAAAAAGAAGUCGAGCCAAAUUUUUUUUAAUAACUGACGAAUGAGAUGAGGCACAAAGCAAAAACUCGGUUCUCAGCUCGUCAAGGCGCAACUGAAUGGACGGAGAAGAAAGAAACGAAGGAUCGUAAGAUCCUGUUUUCAACUUGAUCGACUACACACUCUAGUUCGCCAGAGGCGGUUGUUCGAUAUGGCUUCGAAAGUUCUUGCUCACCGCCUAGUCGGUUACAUUUAUGAAUAAGCAAAAUAUUCACUGAAAAAUCGGAGCUUAUAAUCGCACGCAUAUCAAAGAAAAAACUUCAGUUGGAACUUUUGCAGAUUUAACUUCUUUUUUUUUGCUUACUUACCAAACGUUUUCUAAAGGAAAACUCUGCAGAUACGUGCAGAGGUCGCUGGCUAGAGAACUCAACAGCACGACUCUGUGCAUCGGAAUCCGACUCGACGACGACGGUUCCAUUGACGAGAACUUCCCUUCUCAAGUCAACACCUCCUUGGUAGGCCAACACCUUCUCUCAAGCUUUCUAACCUGUCAGUUAACUCUCGUCUUCAUAUUCAGGAUAUUUUCAACGUUAACCACAUUCGGUUUAGAAGAACGAGAGAUGAAAAAAAAAAAAUUAAGUGAAAGAUUGUAAAAAUUUUUGAAAACGCGCAAAUUUUCCGCAUUGAGCCAUAUUCAACUAAUUCUUUACAUAUACGUAUGUCUAUAAAAAUUGUUGGACUAAACUCAGAAACUUGGUCUUCAAUCUUCUCAAAAAUUUCAUAUAGAAAGGUAGAAAUACUAGUGAAUCAGCUACACACUAAGAAUAACUGCCGAGAUAAAUGCGAGACACUGGCGGUACAUUGACGAGCUCGCAAACAUCUCGCAUUUUUUCUCGCGCCGGUCUCGCAUUUUUCUGGGCGCCAGCUCGCACUUUUCUGGGCGCGAGCUCGCUUUUCUCUCGCAAUUUGAAAAUUUCCGAAAUGCAAGAUAAAUGCGAGAUGGCGCCGAGAAAAAUGCGAGGUCGCGCCGAGAGAAAUGCGGGAUCGCGCCUAGAAAAAAGCGACAUUUUUGCGAGUUAGUCAAUGUACCGCCACCGAGCUCGCGUUUAUCUCGUCAGUUAUUCUUAGUGCAGUCAACACGUAUACUUUCCGUCAUACCACAUAUUGCACAUGAUCUCGAUUUCGUAUUCCAAAAACUAAGAGCAAUCCCUAUUUUAUUGCUGCUUUUUGUAGGCUUCAUUAGCCUUGCUGCAUCUGAGUGAGAUCGAAAACGCCCUACAAACUCCUAGCUUCAACUACGGGCUCAAGAUGAUGCGGGAGAACACCAGGAAAAUCGUCCUGACGAUGGGUGGGCUAGGCUCAAGACGAAGAACCGUCGAUUGCAGCGCUGCCGUUGAUUCGCGACAUGCGCGACUGCGUCAAGAAGAUGUACGACAACGAAGAAAGAGUCGGAGAAAUCGCUCAGGAUUGUCGUCUCGUGGGUCUUGUUCUUUCAGAAUUUUAUACAAUCAAACUUUUCGAUUUUUCGCGAGCGCUACUCGCCUUUCCUUGACGCAUCGCUUUUCUACACAACCUUAAACUUUCAAAAUUUCAUUUUUUCUAAUUACUUCGUAAGUUUUUUUUUUUUGAGCCGGUAAACAACUUGACGCAGGAUGAAAUUCGAAAAAUAACAACACGUAUCAGCCAACUCAGAAACCGGGUGAAGAUGGUCAAUUGGCACAACCACAACAUCAACUUGAAGGAGUUCGAGAGCCUCUACAGGUGCAGCUCCUGAAAUUCAAUAGAAACCAUUUAUAAUGCAGAGAAGGUGCCAAAGACCAUAGCGAAAUCGAAGAAACUCUGAAGCUACGAAAACUGAUAGUUGCUGACAUUGCAGAAGCAGUUUAAAAGUGGUUUAGAUUCUCUCAGCAGUUCGAUCCUAAGGUAGAACCACUGAAGAAGUCGCUGGCGGCAGCUUUAGAAGCUCGCGGGCGAUUUCUGUCCAAGGCCGGAAUGGAAAACAACGUUUCGCGCAUUGAACCGAUUCGCCAGAGCGUCCAGUGCCUCAAGGAAAUGAUUCGGAAAAUUCCUUCUCUCAAAGUUCUGUGACCUUUUUUUUGAAAACCUAAACAGGAUUUAUAGAAAAGCCGUUUUAUACGUGGCGAAUGGCUUUCGAGACUGAGAAGCCAAGUACUUCUCGCCCAGUCCUACUCAGCGACACCUCAAUACGACGAGUAAGUUUUGGAUGAGAGCUCAUUUCAACUAUUUUUAGGGUUAACCUUCUCCAUAUCAAGUUCUAUUUCGCUCAUUUCAAGCAGGAGACGAUUGCACAAGAACGCUCAUACAACAUGUUCUUGUUACUAGGUUCUACUAGCUCUUUAAGAUGAAGGAACAAAAAUGUUUCAGCCGAGAUCGGAGGAACAAUUGGACUUUAUGUUGGCGCUACUUUACUCACCGUUGCGGAGACGGUCGUUUUCUUUUUUGAGAGAAAAACGAGAAACUAUUUGUUGAAAAAGAAUUAUGUUUGA